AGCUGGAGCAGUGAGACCCAGGUAUCCUCAUCAUCGGGGUGUUCCUAACAGUGAGCACUUUUGGCCGGGGCGGGGUUUGAACCCGCCACCUCCAGUAUAUGGGACCAGUGCCCUACUCCUUGAGCCACAGGCACCACCCUUGAGAAUUUUCUUAAUCACAACUUUUGAUGAAGCCAGCCAUGUUACUCUGUUUCUUGCAUUGCCUGGUUACCAGAAAUAUGACUUGCAGCCCUCUGUUUGUUGAGAAACAGGAAAACAUGUCCCUCAAGUCUUCAAUUCUGACCUGCCUUUUCCUGCUAAUCUCUGGUUCCUGGGAGUUCUUCGCUGACGCAAAUUAUUCUAGAAGCUAUCCUUGUGAUGAGAAAAGGCAAAAUGACUCUGUGUUUGCAGAUUGCAGCAGUCGUCGACUGCAAGAAGUUCCCCAAACAGUGGACAAAAAUGUCACGGAACUAGACCUAUCUUACAAUUUCAUCAAAUGCAUAACGAAUGAAUCAUUUCAAGGGCUACAAAGUCUCACUAAAAUAAAUCUGAACCACAACCCCGAUGUCCAGUAUCAGUACGAAAAUCGUGGCAUGAAUAAAAAUGGCAUGAGUAUUACAGAUGGGGCACUUUCCAGUCUCACACACCUAACAGUGCUGUUGCUUGAAGAUGUGCAGUUAUCCAAAAUGCCCACUCAUUUGCCAGGGUCUUUGAGAGAACUUAGUCUAGUUCAGAACAAUAUAAACAAUAUAAAUAAAAGUCAUACUACAGGACUUGAGCGCUUAGAAAGACUCUACCUGGGCUGGAACUGCUAUUUUAACAUUUGUAAUAAAAAGUUUGACAUAGAAGACGGAACAUUUGAAAACCUGACAAAUUUGCAGAUCCUGUCAUUAUCUUUCAAUCCUCUUUUCUACGUACCAGCAAAGUUGCCGACUUCCCUCAAGGAGCUUUACCUGAGCAACACCCAGAUCAAAACCAUCCAACCAGAAGACUUCAAGGGCCUGAUCAAUUUAACAGUGCUGGAUUUAAGCGGGAACUGUCCGAGGUGUUUCAACGCGCCGUUCCCGUGCGUGCCUUGUGCAGGAGAUGUUUCAAUUAAGAUAAACGACUCUGCUUUUCAAAACCUGACUAAACUUCAAUACCUAAACCUCUCUAGCACUUCCCUCACUAAGAUUCCUGCAAUCUGGUUUGAAAAUAUGCCUGAUCUAAGAGUGCUGCAUCUUGAAUUCAAUUACUUAGUGACAGAAAUAGCCUCUGGGGAAUUUUUAAUGAAGCUGCCCCAUUUAGAGAUACUUGAUUUAUCUUAUAACUAUGUAAAGACCGAAUAUGCACACUACAUUAAUCUUUCCAACAAUUUCUCUAAACUUUCAUCUCUCCAGGCAUUGCAUUUAAGAGGUUAUGUAUUCCAGGAACUGAGGAGAGAAGAUUUCCAGCCACUGAUGGGCCUUCCAAACUUAACAACUAUUAAUUUGGGUGUCAACUUUAUUAAGCAAGUUGAUUUUACUCUUUUCCAAAAUUUCUCCAAACUGAACAUUAUUUACUUGUCAGAAAACAGAAUUUUACCCCUUGUGAAUGAUUUCAGGCAGAAUUAUGCAAACAGGUCCUCUUUCCAAAGUCACGUCCUCAAACCACGUUCGAUUCAUACUCGGUUUGACCCACAUUUAAAUUUUUAUCAUAGAACCGAACCUUUAAUAAAGCCACAAUGUACAAGAUAUGGCAGAGCCUUGGAUUUAAGCUUGAACAGUAUUUUCUUUAUUGGGAAAAGGCAGUUUGAAGGUUUUGGUGACAUCGCCUGCUUAAAUCUGUCUUCAAACAACAAUGCUCAAGUGUUAAAUGGAACUGAAUUUUCAGACGUACGUCGAGUCAAAUACUUGGAUUUGACGAACAAUGGACUGGACUUCGAUAACGUGAAUGCUCUCAGCGAGUUAUCAGACAGCUUAGAAGUUCUAGAUCUCAGCUAUAAUUCACACUACUUCAGAAUAGCAGGGGUAACACAUCGUCUAGAAUUUAUUGAAAAGUUAAAAAACCUCAAAGUUUUAAACUUGAGCCACAACAGCAUUUAUACUUUAACAGAAAAUUAUACACUGCAAAGCAAUUCCCUGGAAGAAUUAGUUUUCAGUGGAAAUCGCCUCGACAUUUUGUGGAAUGCUGAAGAUGAAAGGUACCUCUCCAUCUUUCGAAACCUCAAAAAUCUGACACGGCUUGAUAUAUCAUUCAAUAAACUUACAACUAUCCGACAUGAUGCAUUCAACAUGUUUCCCAGGAAUCUCACUGAACUGCGUAUAAAUAAUAAUAUGUUGAAGUUCUUUAACUGGACAUUACUCUGGCAUUUUCGUUAUCUCAAGUUGCUUGACUUACAUGGCAACAAGCUAUUCUCUUUAUCUAACAGCCUGUCUGAGUUUCCACCUUGCCUCCAGACACUGCUGCUGAGUCACAACAGGAUUUCCUACCUCCCCUUCGGCUUUUUCUCCGAAGUCAGCAGUGUGAUGCACCUCGACUUAAGUUUCAACUCCCUAAAGAUGAUCAACAAAUCCGCACUGCAGACAAAGACCACCACCAAUUUAACUCUUUUAGAACUCCAUGGAAACCCUUUUGACUGUACCUGUGACAUUGGAGAUUUUCGAAUGUGGAUGGAUGAAAAUCUGCACGUGAACAUUCCUAAAUUGACAGAUGUCAUCUGUGUCAGUCCCGGGGAUCAGAGAGGGGCGAGUAUUGUGAGUCUGGAGCUAACAACUUGUGUUUCAGACACCACAGCGGUGGUGUUAUUUUUCUUGUCGUUCUUUAUCACCACCACGGUUAUGUUGGGUGCCCUGGCUCACCAUUUGUUUUGCUGGGAUGUUUGGUUUAUCUAUCACAUGUGUUUAGCUAAAGUAAAAGGCUAUAGGUCUCUUUCCACAUCCCAAACUUUCUACGAUGCUUACAUUUCUUAUGACACCAAAGAUGCCUCUGUUACCGACUGGGUGAUCAACGAGCUGCGUUACCACCUCGAAGAGAGCAAAGAAAAGAACGUUCUCCUUUGUUUAGAGGAGAGGGACUGGGACCCAGGAUUGGCCAUCAUUGAUAACCUCAUGCAGAGCAUCAACCAAAGCAAGAAAACAAUAUUUAUUUUAACCAAACAAUUUGCCCAAAGCUGGAACUUUAAAACAGCUUUCUACUUGGCCUUGCAGAGGCUAAUGGAUGAGAACAUGGACGUGAUCGUAUUUAUCCUGCUGGAGCCCGUCUUGCAGCACUGUCAGUACCUGAGGCUGCGGCAGCGGAUCUGUAAGAGCUCCAUCCUCCGGUGGCCUGACAACCCCAAGGCAGAAGGCUUGUUUUGGCAAAGUCUGAAAAAUGUGGUCUUAACCGAAAAUGAUUCCCGGUAUAAUAAUUUGUAUGUUGAUUCCAUUAACCAAUACUAAUUGCUGUUAAUUUAGUCAUGGUUUCACACUGUAAUAAAAAUGUGAAGUAAUGACCUUUCUAAGUUAGCUAUCGCUAUGUGACAAAUUGCCCCCAAAUUUAGUGGCUUAACACAACACACAUUUGCUAGCUCACAGUUUGCAUGGGUCUACAGUCCAGACACAACACAACUGGGUCCUCUGCUUCCGGGUCUCUCCGAAGCUGCAAUUUAGGUGUUGGCCAGGGCCACAGGCAUCUCUGGGGUUAGGUCUACUUCCAAGUUCACACCCAGGUGGUUGGUUUCAGGAUUCAGUUCCUCCUGGGCUGUUGGCCAAAGGCUGUUCUCAGUUCCCUGCCAAUGUAGACCUCUCCCACGAGGCAGCUUCCUUCAUCAGAGCCAGCAAGAAAGAGAGGCUGCUAGCAAGAUGAGGUCACAAUCAUUUGUCAUAUAAUCAGAGACGUGAUAGCCCAUCAUUUGGUGUUCUAUUCAUUAGAAGUAAAGAUAUUCUGGGCGGCACCUGUGGCUCAGUCGGUAGGGUGCCGGCCCCAUAUACCGAGGGUGGCGGGUUCAAACCCGGCCCCAGCUGAACUGCAACCAAAAAAUAGCCGGGCGUUGUGGCGGGCGCCUGUAGUCCCAGCUGCUCGAGAGGCUGAGGCAAGAGAAUCGCUUAAGCCCAGGAGUUGGAGGUUGCUGUGAGCUGUAUGAUGCCAUGGCACUCUACCGAGGGCCAUGAGGUGAAACUCUGUCUCUACAAAAAAAAAAAAAAAGAAGAAGUAAAGAUAUUCUAUUUGUUAGAAGUAAACCACAGGGCCUGCCAGCUCCAUGGGAGUGGCCAUCUCAGUCAGGGAAAACAGAUGAAGACCAAGAUGGUGGACUGUGAUUGCGUCAGUUGGUCAUCAACCAUUUUCCCUGAACUGCUAUCAAGAACAGACUGCCAUCUUGAUUAUGGAGUGUGAAUAUCGGGAGGUGGGGAUCAUCAUGAACCAUCUUAAUACCUGGCCUAAGAGGAACACCUUCUUUUCAAUAUUUAAGAAGUUUUGCCACUGUAAGUAGUGGUUCUAAUAUUAAGCUGGUGUUUAGAUUUAUCAUCAAUCUGUGGUGACAUGGUUAUAGCAUGCUGUUGUUGCAUUAGCCUUUUUUACAUUUACUUGUACAAAUAUUGGCUAUAAUAUUUGACUUUUAAGGUUUAGAUGUCAUUUAAAGGCUGAGACAAAUAGUGUUUUAAGUGUCUUACUUCUUGAUCUUUUUUUUAAAGUAUGCAGCUAAAUCAGAAGCUUUUAGAGUAUUUGUUAAAUGCCAUUGCUGUAAAUCUUAAAAUAAAUAAA
Nycticebus coucang (slow loris) is the source of this 4680-nucleotide messenger RNA. It is a transcript of the gene TLR8, whose product is annotated as toll like receptor 8. Gene Ontology annotation, molecular function: pattern recognition receptor activity; protein binding. Lineage: Eukaryota; Metazoa; Chordata; Mammalia; Primates; Lorisidae. The transcript has 3 exons. Gene Ontology annotation, cellular component: plasma membrane. The coding region runs from base 168 to 3377 and encodes 1069 amino acids. Gene Ontology annotation, biological process: defense response to virus; toll-like receptor signaling pathway; positive regulation of interleukin-6 production. The record is from RefSeq and is a predicted model, not a curated record.